This is a messenger RNA of Coregonus clupeaformis (lake whitefish), 2228 nucleotides long. It is a transcript of the gene s100p, whose product is annotated as calcium-activated potassium channel subunit beta-2. The coding region runs from base 252 to 1055 and encodes 267 amino acids. Gene Ontology annotation, molecular function: calcium-activated potassium channel activity; potassium channel regulator activity. The transcript is spliced from 5 exons. Gene Ontology annotation, biological process: potassium ion transport; detection of calcium ion. Gene Ontology annotation, cellular component: voltage-gated potassium channel complex; membrane. The record is from RefSeq and is a predicted model, not a curated record. Lineage: Eukaryota; Metazoa; Chordata; Actinopteri; Salmoniformes; Salmonidae.
CAUGCCUGAAUGUAAUCAUUUAGUUGACAUGGGAGGUAACAGACAGUAAAAAUACAGUAAAAGAUUAUGCUGUACAAACAAUGACAGACAAUUGGUCAAAGUCCACAGACAAAUGCCCACUGGUAAAUUUGGCUUGGAAUACAAUUUGUUACCAUGACUCUUACUAGCGACCUUCCUGCAUUAACGUAAGAACUUCCUCUAUUUCUUUCCACUUGGAAAAAACACUGGAGGCCCUGCCAGAGUACAACGCCAUGAAACAAGACAGUUAUGCCAGACGACACCGAGGGAGAGUGGGGUGGUCUCAGACGCCCUCUGUGAGUGGUGGUGGGCACAGAGUGUCCUCAGGGAGGAUGUUCCUCUGGGCGGGAAGUAAAGGAGCUCAGGGAUCAGGAGGUGAGAGAAGGACUAUUUAUCAGAAGGUCCGGGAGUAUGACGUGCUAGACAAAAGGAAGACAGUGACAGCGCUGAAGGCUGGGGAGGACAGAGCUAUUCUCCUCGGACUCAGCAUGAUCCUCUUCUCUGUGAUGAUGUACUUUGUGCUGGGCAUCACCAUGGUGCGCUCCUACUCAGACAGUGUGUGGACGGAGGAAUCCAGCUGCACUGUGCUCAACUCCACCAUCGUGGCGGAGAUUAACUGUACCUACAGCUGCGGCUCUGAGUGCUGGAAAAGCUCCAAGUACCCGUGCCUACAGGUGUUUGUCAGUCUCAACACAUCCGGGAAGGUUGUCAGACUCUCCCACAACGAGGAGGCACAGGAUACCAGCCCAGAGUGCUUCUAUGUGCCCAAAUGUCGGAAGGACUACAACGCGAUGUACACCGUAAUCAUGAACAUCUCGGAGCGUCUGAAAACACAGCAGCUGGUGUUGUGUUACACGGACCCAGGUGAACAGCAGGACAGUGCUCUACUGACACGCAUCUAUGGCCGAGUGGCAGUGUUCCACUCACUCUUCUGGCCCACCUGCACCCUCAUUGGUGGAACCAUCAUCAUCGCCAUGGUGAAGCUCACCCAGUACCUGUCCAUCAUGUGUGAACAGGUGGGCAGGAUCAAAAGGUGAGCGACAGGGCACAUAGGACAGGGGCCAGACUACAGUAGCAGCACAUAGCACUGGUCUUCAUACGCUGCCUAGGAACCUUACGGAAGCUUUUUAUGUUCCAUUAGCACUGAAGAGACCUGAGUAAUAGAGUGACAGGGGAUCUGGGGGCUUAUAUUCAUCACAUGACUCCUCUGGUUCUUCUGAGGAAAGCAAUAGGACUGAUGUGUGCUCCCGGCAGUUGUGGCAUGGCAAGUGAAAGAUUUUGUCCUGGAAUCCCUUUUAUGCACCUCUGCAAGUGGUACAAUCUUACGAGGCGAUGGCUUUGAAGAAGUGGCCAACAAUGGACCUGAUCUGCCCUUGAACCCUAGUCAGCUUUGGUGAUCCAUUCACACUGUGACCAAAAGGCAGUGACGACAAGAGAGUUUGACCGAGACAACUGUGUCGAAGCCUUCCCCAAAAUACUGAUCCAAACUUGGCUCCUCGUGGUAAUGGUGUUGGGUGGAGGGUUACACAACUCCAGGCGGCUGGGACGAGUCCAGUCCCCUGAGCGAGGUGUUGACUAUCUAUGUUGUAUUCCUGGGUCUGUAGAGACCAUUCCAAGCUAAUAGUUCAGGAUAAACACUUUCUUGAAGCAUGGUGUAGCAGUAAUCACAUAUCACAAUAGUUGUUAGUCACUAGGACGCUUAGACCGUUAAGUACAAUGCAACUUCCCAGGGCAAGUGUUCAAUACAAAAUGCCUACAUUUCUGGUCCCAACACUGUGGUAGAUUGCUAUGAGUUUCAGACAUGAAUUCUACAGGACUUUCUCUGAAAGGGGUAAACAUACUGUGAGGCCAACUACGUUUUCAGGGCCUGGAGCACAAAUUUAAUUGAGAAGAAGCACAAAUCCAUAAUGGAGGUCAGUCAUGGUGUGUUUUACCACAAAUAUUUACAGAAUUAUGAUUGAUUGAACACAUUCAGACCAAACUGGGUAAAAAUGCCAAUAUUUCAUUCUUGGCUCCAUGAUCACUAUUAUUAGUUUGUUAUUAUUUUGCUGUCACAAUCAUCUCAUGUUGUCAUCAGCAGUUUAUCCAUGUCUAUAAUGUGCUACACUAUUGACUGUUUGACUUUCUUUCUUAUCAAUUAAUGCAAACCAAUGUAAAUGCAAUUUUGUCUUGCAUUCAUAAAUUAAAAGGCAAACUCAGCAAUUACAGUA